Saccharomycodes ludwigii is the source of this 486-nucleotide messenger RNA. RefSeq names its product DNA-directed RNA polymerase core subunit RPO26 (gene RPO26). Bases 1 to 486 code for a protein of 161 amino acids. Gene Ontology annotation, molecular function: DNA binding; DNA-directed RNA polymerase activity. The record is from RefSeq and is a predicted model, not a curated record. NCBI's taxonomy places the organism in Eukaryota, Fungi, Ascomycota, Saccharomycetes, Saccharomycodales, Saccharomycodaceae. Gene Ontology annotation, cellular component: RNA polymerase I complex; nucleus; RNA polymerase III complex. The transcript has a single exon. Gene Ontology annotation, biological process: DNA-templated transcription.
AUGUCUGAUGCGGAAGAUGCCUUUAAUGAUGGUCCAGAACAUUACGAAGAUUUUGAAAAUGAAUAUUUUUCAGAUGAAGAAUUGAUAGUUGAUGAACAGACAACAACUAAUAAUAACAAUAAUAAAAUAAACGGUAACAACGUAGAAAAAGAUAGCGAAAAUAGAACAAUUAUAACUGGUGGGAACGGAGAAUAUGAUGAGAUUCAUACUAGAAGAAAAACUUUAAAAGAAAAAGCCAUUCCAAGAGAAGAAAGAACAACUACUCCCUAUAUGACUAAGUAUGAAAGAGCAAGAAUUUUGGGUACGAGAGCGUUACAAAUUUCCAUGAAUGCUCCAGUUUUUGUAGAUUUAGAGGGUGAGACUGAUCCAUUAAAGAUAGCUAUGAAAGAGUUGGUUGAGAAGAAAAUUCCUUUAGUUAUUAGAAGAUACUUACCUGAUGGAUCUUUUGAAGAUUGGACUGUCGAAGAACUAAUUGUUGAUUUUUAA